CCCAAUCCCCCAAAUGUCAAGUCUAAAAUUGAAGGCUUGACCAUUGACAUCUGUUCAUGUGAUUUCUCUAAACACCUCGAAGAAGAGAGGAUUACACAACGCCUCAGCAUCUGUGAUCUCCGUGGAGCAUUUCAUCUUCUUCAAAGCUCGAGAUGGCUUCACUCUUGCGAAGAAUUUCUCGAGUUGCAGUUCCUAUAGGGUUUGGGAAUGCGUUCAGGGAGAUUCCAAACUCGGAUCGCGGCCGCAGGAUUCCAUUGGGAGCGGCCGCCGCGGUUUCGGGCGCCGCUGCUUUUUGCUUCUUUGCCCCGACGGUGGCUCAGCUUGAUUCUCAAAAUGAAGAAGCUUCUAAGAAAGUUGCACUUAAUCCAGAAAAAUGGUUGGAAUUUAAGCUUCAAGAAACUGCCAAGGUCAGCCAUAACACCAAUUUGUACAGGUUCUCUUUUGAUCCAACUGCUAAGUUGGGCCUUGAUGUUGCCUCAUGUAUUAUCACAAGGGCACCUAUUGGAGAGGAAUCAGAGGGAGGAGGAAAAUAUGUAAUUCGACCGUAUACACCUAUAUCAGAUCCUGAUUCCAAAGGCUUUUUUGAUUUAUUAAUCAAGGUUUAUCCAGAAGGUAAAAUGAGUCAGCAUUUUGCACAAUUGAAGCCAGGAGAUGUGUUGGAAGUGAAAGGACCUAUUGAAAAGCUCAGGUACAGUCCAAAUAUGAAAAAAAAAUUUGGAAUGAUUGCAGGUGGCACAGGUAUCACUCCAAUGUUGCAGGUUAUCAAAGCUAUUCUUAAAAAUCCAAAUGACACUACUCAGGUAUCGUUGCUUUAUGCAAAUGUGUCACCAGAUGAUGUUUUGCUGAAGGCAGAGCUUGAUAGGUUGGCAGCUAGUUAUCCAAAUUUCAAGGUUUUCUACACUGUUGAUAAGCCAACCAAGUCAUGGAGAGGUGGUGCGGGCUUUAUAUCAAAUGAUAUGAUUCUGAAGGGAUUGCCAGGUCCUUCUGAGGAUACACUCAUAUUGGUCUGUGGACCACCUGGCUUGAUGAACCACAUAUCAGGCGACAAGGCAAAAGAUAGAACACAAGGCGAACUUUCUGGGUUACUGAAGGAUCUGGGUUACACAGAAGAAAUGGUCUACAAGUUCUGAGUAAAUCACUAAAUAAUUUGCCAUAUAUCUUUGGAUAUAGAGUAAUCAAUUAACAUCCUAUUUUAUCUAUUAUGAUAAAUGAUAAUUGGCUGAGAUAAACCUUGAGAUGCAGCUCAUUUGAGGAAUCUGUCUUUUGAUUACUGUAAAAUAAAUAUAGUAUAUUCUGAUUGAUCAAAGCGCUAUUCAAAUAGCUGUUCUGUAAAUUCAGCAGAAAUUUAUUUUCUUAUUUAAUUUGAUUGUAAAUGCCCAUAAUCUGGCACUAUAUUAAAAUGCAAUGAUAAGAUUACCUCAUUUAUGCUUUA
This is a messenger RNA of Phalaenopsis equestris, 1432 nucleotides long. RefSeq names its product NADH-cytochrome b5 reductase-like protein. The coding region runs from base 153 to 1130 and encodes 325 amino acids. The transcript has 13 exons. Gene Ontology annotation, molecular function: cytochrome-b5 reductase activity, acting on NAD(P)H. The record is from RefSeq and is a predicted model, not a curated record. Lineage: Eukaryota; Viridiplantae; Streptophyta; Magnoliopsida; Asparagales; Orchidaceae.